This is a messenger RNA of Klebsormidium nitens, 1555 nucleotides long. NCBI's taxonomy places the organism in Eukaryota, Viridiplantae, Streptophyta, Klebsormidiophyceae, Klebsormidiales, Klebsormidiaceae. The record is from the annotation of a GenBank genome assembly.
CUAGACUCAUGAUUCCGGUUGUAGCACAGGCAGGCGCAGGCUUGAGCGGAAUGCAGAGAUCAGCUCUUCCCUUUCAAUCUGAAAACUUCAAAGUUUAGGGAGGGAGACGAGGAAGCAGGCCUGCAGCUGAGCUGUUGAGGCUCCUUGCUAAUAUUAGGCCUUCUCGUUGCAAGCAGGGCGUAAAUAAGUCGUGCGGAAAGUUCUUGGAAUUUGCACCAAAAAGCCACAUCAAAUCGAACAUAAGCAGGGGUUGGGGAGGCAGACGCAAUGGCCGAGUCUUCAGCCGCUCCUGCUAGGACCUGGGCUCAAGCUGCACAAACCAAAGAAGAGGAGGUGCCUCUGCGGACAGUUCAGAUUGAUGGCCUGGCACUGUUGAAGAUCAUCAAGCACUGCAAAGAGUUCGCGCCCAACCUCGUGACAGGGCAGCUGCUUGGCCUGGAUAUUGGAUCCGUGCUAGAAGUCACAAACUGUUUCCCAUUCCCAACGCGGAGCGAGGAAGAGGAGGACGGCGAGGACAGCGCAACGUACCAGCUGGAGAUGAUGCGGUCGCUGCGGGAGGUGAACGUGGACAACAACACGGUCGGCUGGUACCAAUCCACGUACAUGGGGGCCUACCAGAGCGUGGAGCUCAUCGACACCUUUCUGCAGUAUCAGGAGAACAUCAAGCGGUGUGUGUGCAUCAUCUACGACCCGCAGCGAUCAUCGCAGGGCGUCCUUGCUCUGAAAGCACUCAAGCUCAAGGAGCCCUUCAUGGAGGCUUACAAAAACGAUGCACUUACAGGGGAGGGGUUGCGGCAAUCGGGCAUUUCAUGGCCAGACAUCUUCGAGGAGAUCAAGGUGUCGGUCCACAACUCUGCUUUGGUCGGCGCGAUGGUGACCGACAUCCAACCAGAGGCUCCUGUCACACACGCGGACUUUGACCGGUUGAGCCUGUCCAGUGCCCCUUUCUUGGAGAAGAACCUCGAGUUUUUGAUUCAGUGCAUGGACGAUUUGGGCCAGGAACAACAAAAGCAACAAUACUACUAUCGGGCAGUAACUAGGCAAGAAGCGCAAAAGGGAGCGUGGCUGCUAAAACGACGAGCGGAGAACGCUGCUCGGAAAGCUGCCGGGGAGGAGCCUCUGCCCGAGGAGGACUCGGCGAACCCCGCUUUCAAGCCCAUCCCCGAGCCAAGCAGGCUGGACGGGUUCUUGAUCACGAAUCAGAUCAGCAACUACUGCGGACAAGUCAACGGGUUCGGAGGGCAAAGCUUAAGCAAGAUGUAUGUUAUGGACGCUGUACAUGAGGAGCACUGACGGGCAAACAACACUUUUCCGUUAUUUUUCCGCGCAUUGUUUGAUCCGAUUGAUGCAGUCACCACCUUUUCGCAUAUUCAAAGUACAACUCUUGUCUCUGGCAAGCAAGAGCUGGGUUGGUAAUUCUGAACAAUGCCGCCUGCUGUUCAGGGGCCGUGUGCGCAUGUUAUUACCGCGCACACUGUGAGCAAGUCUGACGGUUUGCAAUUGCUGCUGUCCUGUAUUUGAGGUGUUUGUUAGUAGUCAAGCGGUGAAUUAUCCU